Molecule: messenger RNA, 6567 nt
Organism: Nymphaea colorata (pocket water lily)
Lineage: Eukaryota; Viridiplantae; Streptophyta; Magnoliopsida; Nymphaeales; Nymphaeaceae
Product: trans-Golgi network-localized SYP41-interacting protein 1
Exons: 7
Coding region: 491-6451 (1986 amino acids)
Molecular function (GO): heme binding
Source: RefSeq, a predicted model, not a curated record
CAAAUUAUGGUAAAAGAGAUGUGCAGUAACCAUCGAGCUCGAUCCCUUGAAUCCAACCUCCUAAUCAAAACCAACGCAGACGGAGAUCGCGGGCAGGUUUUUGAUAUCUGGCGGGUGGGUGCGAUCAGGCUUUCCAGUACCUGAGAGGGUCCAGCGUUGACGUCGGAAUUCCAGGACUCGCUCGCUCGCCGGCGGCGGUUGCUGAACUGAACAAGCCUCUCGCCGCCCCAUCCAUCUCCCAGAUCUGGAUCUUGGUCUUCCUUCGCUUCUUUUCUUGGCGUGUUGCUCUUGGCCAAAUUUGUGAACAUAACUGCCGUUCACUUUCCUGGUUGAUGGAAUUGAAUGAGGCGGGACAAGUAUAACCCCCAUCGUUUCAUCUGCUACUGAACUUUCUGGCCUUCUCUUCAAAUCAAUUGGGCGGCGCUCUCUGUCCUUGGGCAUGGAAGGCCAGGCACUGUAAUACAAGGAAGAGGAGGAGCUUUCCGCGAAGAUGUCUGACCAAGGAGACGCUGCGCCGCAUAACGAUGAGACCUCGGUUUCGGAGGAGCAGUUUGGUGGAACCAAGGAUCGUCGAGAUUCGAACGAAGGGCUAGAUGCCCAUUGCGGCAGCAAUUCGGAUGAAGCCGUUGCGGAAGCAAUUGAUUCGAUUCAAUCUGCUGCUUCUUCUAGUGAUGGUGGUGCUGUUGGUGGUGGAAAUGAAGGUGGCUUUAGGAAUGGAUCUGCUUCUGGCACUUCAGGCAUCGGAGGUAAUUUGGGCGUUGGGCAUGGAGGCACGGGAGAAGAAAUCGAUGGCCGCGAAGAGCACCCCAUCCCGCCGGCGCCUCUUGAAGAACAACAUUCCCAUGUGGAUGAUGUCGGUCGUUCUGUUACAUUGGAUGGAGGCGCAGAUGAGUGCCCGGCGGAUGACGCUAGCAAAGAAGAAGCGUUCGUCGACGCCCCAGAUCGUGCUACUCGUUCUCCUCCUUCGAGUGUGAGGAUGGAUGAAGGACCGACGGACGAUGCCGCCAAAGAAGAAGCCUUCGUGGAUGCACCGGAUCAAUUGGUACCGGCCGAAGGAAGGAACUAUCAUUUUGAGGAGACGACUGAGGUCGUAGAUCAUUCUGUGGUCCAAUUGAAUGAUCGUGUGGAUCAGAGUGGUAAUUGUGAUGGUGGAACUAAGGAUGGAUUGUUGGCGAUGGAGAUGGAGCAGCAGAUGCAGGAGAUGAGGGAUCAAUUGAAUAAAACGCAAAACGAACUCGAGCAGGCGAUCGCGGCGAGGGAGCAGAUGAAGCAGGAGCUCGUAGAAUAUAAGACCUCAUUGAGCUUGUCUGGUCAAUCAUGGCAGGAAGAAAGGGAAAGGUUCCUGAAAGAACUUGCAAAGCUCCAUAAUCAGCUGGAAAUGCUGAGCAAGCAGCAUCUUGCUCUCCAUGAGGACGAUAAUGAACUGGUGAAUCGGCUUCGUGACGCAGAAGAAGGAGGCGGACCACCGCCGGCCUUCAUUUCCGAUAUGCAAGUGAACCAGACAUUUGAAGACUGCUCGAAGAUUAUCGACCAUGCUGAGCAUGCUUUGAGCGAAAGAUUGCAAUCAGAGAGCACGAUACGGGAGCUUCAUGCUGUUCUGUUUGCUAAAGACCAUGAAGUCGAAGAUCUCAGUACGAAACUGAAUGAAUUGUACAGUAAGCAAAGCGAAGUGGAGGAAUCCAAGUGCCAGCUUAUUCAUCUCGAGAAGAAGUGCGAAGAGCUCAGAGAACAAGUAAUGAAAGAAUCGAUGGCGCGCGACGUUGCAAUGUUAUAUAUGGGUACCAUACAGCAGGACUUGGCUGAGCAAGAAGCUUCUGCAAGAGCUGUGGCCGAUGCUCGCGUCGACUGGGAACCGUAUCUUGAUGAACUCUCGAAUGGGUUGUUAUCUCCUCUCGCCAAAAUAACUGGUAGUGAAUUUUCGCCUUUUAUUUCUGUUGCAGAGAAGGUGGCUCUUCUUCAGAGAGAUGCCAUGACUCUUAUUCAGAAACAUGAACAGCUCCUUUACGUUGUUGAGGAUCUUGGAAUGUGUUUGAUUGAAAUUGAUCCGGAAAUCACGAUGCCGCAUGAGCAAGACACAACUUUGAUUGUCAACCUGGCACAUAAACAACUCCUCAGGUUCAGAACAAAAGAAUCUGAGCUCAAUGAAGCAGUUGCUGACAGAGCUGCGCUUGAAGAAGAAAAGAAGAAGGUGCUUGAGCAGUUGGACAAAACUAAAGAAGACCUAGAAGCCUUGAGCGUGGAAAGAGCCAAGGCUCAGUCUGACCUUGAGCAGUCGGAGAAGAAGGUGCAGUCUCUAAAAGAAAAGCUCAGCAUGGCAGUGUCCAAAGGUAAAUCAUUGGUUCAACAGCGCGAUUCGCUGAAGCAGACAUUAAUGGAAAAGUCAACUGAACUGGAAAAGUGCUUGUCUGAGAUACGAGAGAAAUCUGAUGCACUAGAGAGGGCAGAAACAGCACAUAAGGAGAAUGCUGCUAUGAUGGAAAAAGAGCUGGCUGAAAGUCAGUAUUUAGUGAAAUCCCUUCAGGAAUCCUUGUCAAUAAAGGCUUCUUUUCUUCAGAAGAGUGAACAAAUCUUGUCUCAAGUUGGUAUAGCUGAGGAGGUUCAAUCUGAGGACAUCACGGCUAAGGUACAAUGGCUUGCCAACCAGAAAGGUGUUUUGGAGGAUCUCUUGUCGGAAAAGGAUAGCAUUUUUGAGAAAUUGAAGAGUGCAUUGGUGGACUUUGACAUGCCCCAAUCUGCAUCAUCCGUGGAACUCGUAUCUCAGGUUGACUGGCUUGGGAGAUCACUGUUGGAGGCUAGAGAGGAGAUUCAGCAAUUCCAAAAAAGGAUGGAUGAAAACCAUUCAGCUGUGGAGAGAUACAAAUCUGAGUUGCUUGAAGUUCAAAAGGAGGUUGAAGACCUCUAUGCAAGUCUUUUGGCAGAAAAGAACGUGAAGGAUCUGGUUCAGCAGGAACUUGAUAGCCUUGUACAUACGAACAAAGAAAUUAGUGAAAAGGCUGGUGUUUUGAUGUCUGAGAAAGAUGAAAUGGUCAGAAGAUUACUCGAGGUUGCUGGUGAGGUGGUGACUCAUGAACAGCUCUCUGAGCAGUUGUCAGAUUCAGUUAUACUUCUUGAAAGAUGCUUUGAUAAGAUUAAAGAGAGAAUGCACAGUUCUUCCUCUGUGAAUGAUGAGUUGCAGAGAUUGCAAAGCUCGUUAAGCACUAAGGAGGAAGAUUUGAAUGGAUACAAAAGGAUGUUGGAUGAGUCCCGUGGAAAGGAAGAGCAACAUUUGUCAGAAAUUACCAAUCUAAAAGGUGAAGCUGAAAAACUGGCACAAGAGGUAGCGACUCUGGGAAAUGAGAAAGAUUUGUUGCAGAAAGAUAUCAAGUUGUUUGAAAGUAAAGUUCAAGACCUUGAAGGAUGCAAGAAGAUGAUGGAGGAGGUAUCUUCCAAAAAUAUGCUUCAGAUGGGCAAUCUCUCGGAAGAAUUGAAGCAGCUGGCAGAAGAAAUGGCAGCUAUAAAGAACGAGAGAGACAUGCUGCAGAAAGAACUAAAUAAGUCUGAGGAAAAGUCAUCACUGCUGAGGGAAAAACUAUCUAUGGCUGUCAAAAAAGGCAAGGGGCUGGUUCAAGAAAAGGAAAACUGGAAGCUGUCGAUUGAUGGAAAGAAUGCAGAAAUUGAGAAGCUCAAAUCGGAGGUGCAGCUUCUUGAAUCUGCAAUCCAUGAAUAUAAAGUUCAGAUAAGUAAUCUAUCAGGUGACUUAACACGCAUCCCAGAUCUUGAGUCGGACCUUGUUGAAAUAAAAAAUCAGAAAGUUCAAGUUGAAGGCUUUUUAGUUGAGAGCAAUCAUAAACUCCAAAGGGUUAUGGACUCUCUAGAAAGCAUCUCUCUUCCUGCUGAUUUUUCGUCUGAUAAUCCUCUGGACAGGGUAAAAUUCAUAGUGCAGUGCUUUCAUGAGUCGCAUAUCCAAAAGGAGAGUGCAACUGAAGAGCUGCAGAGGGCAAGGGAGGAAGUUAAAUUGCAGGCUCUCAAGCUAGUGGAUGCUCAUGCAGCUAUCGAGUCUCUGGAAGAUGCAUUGUCAAAGGCAGAGACAAAUCUUUCUUCACUUCAUGAGGAAAAGGAAAAAGCUGAAUUAGCAAAUGAAAAAAUAGUUGGUGACCUGCAGACCAAGUUGUCCGCCUGUAUGGAACAGUUAGCUGAAACCCAAUCUAGAUUAGAGAAACAGACCUUGGAAAUAGAUGAUACACUCAAGUAUCUUGAGGACAUUAAGAUCAACUCGAAAAGGGUGAUACAACUUUUAACAAAAAGGUCUUCAGAAAUUUUUGAUGGGUUGAGGGCAAUGGAUUGCUUGCUUCAAGAAAUAGUGAGUCACAUCAGCCAGAUGAAGGAUGCAGAGUUAUUGGAUGAAAAAGACGUGACACUACGAAGUUUUGAAAGUGGUGAAGAGAAUUCUUCAAUUAAGCAGAUUGCUUCAGGCAUAAACUGCGAUCACCAUUUAAAUGACAAGACUUCAGUACAUGAGAUGGGAAUGGGGGAGUCCAAUGUCAUGGAUGAAAUCAGUUUUGAGUCUUCGCAAUUUGAUGUGAAACUUCUCAGUGAUAAAUUUGACAGUUUCUCAACAUCUUUAGAUCAACAAAUUGGCUAUCUGAUACAGCUGCUAGAGAAAAUAAAAGAUAAAGUGGUGAGCUUGUUAGAUUCUAAGGAGUACCUGAGAGUAAAGACAAAUGAUCUUGAGGCCUAUAAGAAAGAAACUCAAAGCACUGUGUCAGUCUUGCAGAAAAAUAUUGAUAUUUUACUUUCCGCAUGCACUGAAGCAUCACAUGAGCUCAGAAAUAUAGAAGAGCAUGAUGUACUAGAUAUUAAGUCUACGGUCCAGUUAACAAGUCCAGAUGGUGGCAUGUUCUCCCUGUUGGCAAAACCUAACAACGAUGAAGAACCAAAUCAAAGAGAAUGUCUAUCUUCUGAUGAUUGUGUCAAAGUAGCUGAGAGUUUGCUGUUGUCUGUGAGAGAUGUUAGACAUAAAUUCCAGCAUCUUCAGGAUGUUGAUGAGAGAAGAUGCAAGGAAACAGAGGGGAUGCAAAAUAAAAUUUUAGACGUUGAACAAGCUCUGGAAAGUGCAUUGCAAGAGAGAAAUUUAAGUCGAAAUGAAAUUUCCAAAUUGGAGGAAGUUCUAGAAGCACUUCAGGAUAAAUCAAGAGAGGUUGGACAGGCGCUGGAUGGUGCACUGCAAGAAAAAAACCUAAGUGAAACAAAAAUUUCCAUGUUAGAGGAUGAUAACAAAGAGCUGCAAAAUAAAUUAAUGGAGGUUCAACAUGCCCUGGAUGGUGCAUUACAGGAGAGAAACACAAGUCAAGCAAAAAUUUGUCAAAUGGAGGAUGAUCUAGAGAAAUUGCAAAUCUCCUGUCAGAAAUCGGCCAAUAAGGUGGCGGAUUAUCAGAAGAUAGAGAAUUCACUAAGGGAAAAAGAAGUGGAACUCUCAUCUUUGUACCAAACUUCUGUUAAAGAUCAAGCUUAUAUGCAAUCUGAAGCUCAAAUAGCAGCUCUCUGUGAGAAAGUUCAGCAGCUUGACAUCGAUUACCCAAAGACAUUAGAAAGCUCAAUGUCUCAAAGUCCCAUGGAUAAGAUCUUCUACCUACUUGAUUAUUUUCCGAAACUACAGAAAAUGGUCAGUACUUGCAUCAAUGAAGAGAAGGAGCUCAAGGCAGUCCUGGCAGCUCAGAAUCAUGACCUUGCACACCUGAAGCAGGAAUAUGAGCAACUCAUCUCCAAUAAUGAGGAUAUGGCAAGGAAGACAAGUGACUUAACAGACUUAAUGUCAGGUAUGGAGAAAAUAAUUCAAAAGUUGGGGGGAAAUGACAUAUUGCUUGAUAAGAAGCAAGCAGGCGCAAAGUCAUUGUUGCAGAUUUUGGAAGGCAUGAUAAGAACAUUAAUAGUAGAUAAUGACAACUCAAAGAUAACAAGCCAGGAGAUGGAUGCUAAACUGCAGAGCUUAGAAAUGAAAAUAGAUGAUCUUUCAGCAAAGAAUAAAUUGCUUGAGGCUUCACGUUUGCCUCAUGAGGCUCCAGCAUAUGUUAUCCAAGAGAGAAGUGGGUUUGAAGCAUCAACAUCAGCAAAUGGUUCAGAGAUAUCUGAAAUUGAAGUCAAGGGGCCACAGAUCAAGAGUUCAAUUCCUAGCACCUCUCCUGCUGCACAUGUGAGAACAAUGUAUAAGGGAUCAAGUGAACAUCUUGCUUUGAAUAUUGAUACAGAAUCAGAUCGUCUAGUAAACCACCUUGAAGAUGAUGAUAAAGGUCAUGUUUUUAAAUCUCUCAACACAACUGGUCUUAUUCCAAAGCAAGCCAAGUUGGUAGCUGACCGCAUUGAUGGUAUCUGGGUUUCUGGUGGGCGCAUUUUGAUGAGGCGACCUGGAGCCAGGAUAAGCCUCAUAACUUACUGGAUUCUCGUGCAUGUAUGGGUAUUAGCUACCAUAUUCUGAAAAUUUCUAUCAUUUCUUCUUAAUUCUGUCAAAUGUAUCAUAAUUGUAGGCCUGAUUAUUCUUUUAUUGCAUGUAAAGAUUCUACAGUUUGUUUGAAAGAAGUGUCCUGAUAUUCA